This is a messenger RNA of Alternaria alternata, 303 nucleotides long. RefSeq lists its product as hypothetical. The coding region runs from base 1 to 303 and encodes 100 amino acids. NCBI's taxonomy places the organism in Eukaryota, Fungi, Ascomycota, Dothideomycetes, Pleosporales, Pleosporaceae. The record is from RefSeq and is a predicted model, not a curated record. The transcript is spliced from 2 exons.
AUGUCAGCAGACGAGCUACAAGACUGGCUCGGCAGCGAAGAGUCCGAGGGAGCCGGCUGGUCCAAGGAUAACGGCUCCGGCGAAACAAUCGGUCAUGAUUCAGGCCGUAAAAUUGUUGCCAUCUUGCAGAAGAAUCCAAAGAAAGAAGCUAGUAAAUACGACCAGGAAGACAUCGAUCACAUGCGCAAGGUAGUAGCAUAUUGCAAGAGGCAUCUUGCGCAAGAAGAGAAGGCGAAGAAAGACACCGAUAGUAAGAGCUAUAAGAGUUUGAAGAACUGGGGUCACGAUGCGCAGAAGGCUUGA